Sinocyclocheilus anshuiensis is the source of this 1716-nucleotide messenger RNA. RefSeq lists its product as uncharacterized. Gene Ontology annotation, molecular function: GTP binding. The record is from RefSeq and is a predicted model, not a curated record. Bases 1 to 1716 code for a protein of 571 amino acids. Lineage: Eukaryota; Metazoa; Chordata; Actinopteri; Cypriniformes; Cyprinidae. The transcript has 3 exons.
AUGAAUAACGGCUUCAGUGGUGUAGGCAGUAACGCGUUGGAAAUUCUGACAUUUGCCUCCAUAUUUUACAGAAAGCCAAGGUUUCCACCACACAUACCAACUCUGAUUGACCAAGGUCCUCCAAAACUAUUCCGUCUACAUACAGAGAGAAAAUUGCUUGAUGAAAAUGGAAAAGUCAGAAAAUGGACUUAUGGGGAAAAAGAUGUCAGAAAACAAAACGAAAUUGUUCUGCUGUUGGGAGAGACUGGCGUUGGCAAGACUACUCUUGUCAACACGAUGGUCAACUACUUACUGGGAGUGAAGUUUGAGGAUGAAAUAUGGUAUGAAAUUACAGAAGAAACAGCUGGAGAUCAAGCAGAAUCACAAACCUCUGAAAUCACUGUGUAUGAGGUCUUUCCUGUAAAUAGUCACAUGUCUCUCACCAUCAUUGAUACUCCAGGCUACGGAGACACUAGAGGACUGGACAAAGAUCUGGAGGUUGCUGAAAAUUUAGCUACUCUGUUUCAGAGCAAUGAUGGAGUUUGUGAAGUCGACGCUGUGUGUUUUGUGAUUCAAGCAUCUAAGAAUCGUCUCUCAGACAGACAGCAUUACAUUAUCAGUUCAGUUCUCUCUUUGUUUGGAAAAGACAUUGUGAACAACAUUGUGUUUUUAAUCACACACUCUGAUGGUCUGCCACCCAAAAAUGUACUUGAUAGCAUUAAUAAAGCUAAAAUCCCCUGCAGACGAGACAAAAGUGGCCAACCUGUUUAUUUCUUAUUCAACAACCGGCAGGCUGAAGCCCAUCAAAAUGAGAGACGUUACAUUCGUGCUCAAAGAGAUGCCUGGAAAGACAGCAUGGAAGAGAUGAAGCAAUUCCUUCAGUCUCUGAAUGAAAUGAACAGAAAAAAUUUAGAGUUGACUUCAGAUGUCCUGAUGGAGCGCAUUCGAUUUGAAGCAACUAUCUGCAACUUACAGCUGCGAGUUCAAGAAAAAGAGUCAAAGAAGUCUGAAAAACUUCAGAUUCAGGAGGCAAUAAGAAAAAACAAGGAAAAGAUUGAGAGGUGUAAAAACUUCACCAUUAAUGUCAAAAAGGCUGUCAAAAUGAAGGUGCCCAUUGAGAGCAAGUCAUGGAAGAAUAAGAAGGCGACGACCUGCACCGUCUGUGAGGAAAACUGUCAUGAGUUUGACUGCUGGUGGGUUUCUGAUCCCAGCAAAUGUGAAGUCAUGAAAAAAGGCUACUGCACCGUGUGCACAGGGAAGUGUCAUUACAGCAAACAUGUCAGAGAAAACAAGAAAUAUGUCAUUAGCAUCCUAAGCACAACGAUCGAGUUUGAUGAUUUUAGAAAGGAAUAUGAAAAAGCCCAAGAACAAACAAAGACAUAUUUGUUUUUAAUGCAAUAUCUUGAUAAAGAUCUGAAGAAGAUUGAAAAACAAAAGUCAAAUCUUCUGUCCGAAGCUUACCAGACCAUCAAGCAUCUGUCUCAGAUCGCAUUAAAACCAGACUCUGCCUUCACUCUUCAGCAUCUCGACUUCUUUAUCCCCAGAGUGAGGGAGGCUGGGAAAGAAGAAUGGGUCCGAGAGCUGGAGGAGAUGAGGAGGAAAGCUGUAGCUGAUGAAGCCAAUAAUGAUGCUCUGAGUUAUCUUAAAUGUGGCCUGACAAAACUUUUCUUAGAUGAACAAAAAAAAUUACAGGAAAAAAGGAAGGAAAAGGAAAACUGUGAUCCCAAAGUACACUAA